Molecule: messenger RNA, 2133 nt
Organism: Nematocida minor
Lineage: Eukaryota; Fungi; Microsporidia
Exons: 1
Coding region: 1-2133 (710 amino acids)
Biological process (GO): telomere maintenance via telomerase
Cellular component (GO): telomerase catalytic core complex
Molecular function (GO): telomeric repeat DNA binding; telomerase RNA binding
Source: RefSeq, a predicted model, not a curated record
AUGGAGAAGAUCCCAAGGGAGCCGCAAAUCAAGCUCGCCCACAUAACAGAGGUAGUUGACGCAAACAUCGCAGGAAGACUAGCGGACAGCAGUAUUUACGUGUACGGGCCUGGGAUAGGAUAUCUGAUAGGAAACAGAGAUAAGAGGGAGUCAGAGUACAACCUGUCAAAUGUAACGGACAGAAUAUUCGAAAGAAAAAGAAGGAUGCAGCAGUACAACUCGUCGAAAAGGAACAAUCCGUGCAACCUCAGAUUCAGCACAAAAACAUGGGCAGACAUACACAAAGCGAUAGGAAGCACGGGGAUGAUCAAGCUGUGCACAAAGUACACGGUGCUAGAGAAGGUAGGCAGCUCUUACAUCAGAUACUUCUCUGAUAAUUUUAGCAUAGAGCCAACGGGCGGCAGAGAAAAGAAAGAAAAAAAGGGAAUAGUAGAGUGGAAAGACCGAAUAGAAAAAAUAGAAGAAACGAAGCACAGUGACAUAUACAGCGAAGAGUUCGCAGAGUAUGCCCAGGAGAUAGAAAAAACGCUUAAAUCGCUGAAAACAGUAAAUACAUGGGGGAUAAUCAGUUCGUUUGUAAAGUCAAAAGAAAAGAAAAACAGUGUACAUAUCGAGCCCACGGGAGUGUGCAAACACGAGAUAAAAAUAGAAACAGUUGUGCGAAUGCUGUCUACGGUCAUAAAGAAAGUGUUUAGGCACGCUGUUACACAGGGAGACAUGCAGCGCAUAAGAAAGAAGAUCGCCUGGUUCCUGCUGAACAAAAAGAAAGGAAUAGACAUGAAGAAGAUACACACAGAGUUUAGAAAGAAACUUAAAAAAAAGGCAAAAAACAGAGACCCUUUGACCUACAAAAAGUACAUAACAGAAACAGUGAGCUACAUCUUUGCCAAGUACAUACCGUAUCUAGUGGACAUCCACAUAGUGGUAAAUGGCACCGGCGCAGAUGAUAUGCGUUUUUUCUUCAAGAAAGGAUACAGACAGCUAGAGAGCGCGUUCAAAGAGGCGUGCAUUAGAACACAUUUUGAAAGAGUUGAAGAGCAGGGAGAAGCUGAGAGAGAAAAAACAGAACACAGUGAAGAGACAGAAACACCGGCAGAAGGCUUUUUCGUUAUGUCGGUUAUACCAAAGAAAAGCACAUUCAGAGCUGUAUAUAAAAAGAUCUACAAUGCGUCGGACAAGUACGUGCAGAUCAUGAAAGAAAGAAUGGGGUGUGCAAUUCUCACACGGGAGGCAGAGGAAAGAGUCGAGUGGGAGAUGGAAAGCGAAGAGGACAAAAAGCCUCCAAGAGCACGGCUCUGCAACUCUAUCUUAAAGACCCAAAGCAUUUCUUCAAAGUUAAUUUCAUUCAAAAAAGAGUUCAAGCAAAACUUCGAAGAUGAAAGGCCUCUCUACAUUUUGCUGCUGGACAUACGCAGCUGCUUUGACAAUAUCUCACUGGAUAUCAUCAACGAAAGCGGCCUGCUGAACAAACUGAUGGGAAAAAGAGAGUACGAGGUGUUCAACUGGGAGGACACCACGGAAGACGGAAAGCGAAGGAGCAGAAGAGUCGUGAUGUACCCCACCGACAGAACAUGGAAGGGAGACAUAGUCCUCAAAAACCUGCCCCCAAGAGUUUUCCGAAAGUUCAAAUCGCAGUGCAAGUUCACCAAUGAAGACGUGCAGAAGAUGAUAAAGCAGGAUGUCAACAGCACCAUGCUAAAGCAUAAGAACAGAUUCUACAGAAGAGUGAAGGGGAUAUACCAGGGCUCUAGAUUCUCAUCGCAGGUGUGUGCAUACUACAUGGCACUGCUAGACGAUAAGAUAUACAAAGACCUGAACCAGACCAGAGCCAUGCGAUACGUGGAUGACUCAAUGAUUCUGUCGUGGAGCCCUGAAGAGCUCGAAAAAGUGCUGGAAAGAAUGGGCAAGAUGGAGUCUCAGUACGGAGUGUCUCUAAACAUCCCAAAGUGCAGGCUUUUUACAACAGCCCCAAAAUCAAAUUGUGCAGUAACUAUAAACGCACUGACAGCAGUAUCAAGAGCCAAGUUCAAAUGGUGCGGAAUACACUUUGAUGCACGGGCUCUUUCUUCAUUCAUACCGCAAACACCUAGAAAGAUGGGCCGAAUCAACCAAAGAAAAGAAAACACACCAUAG